UUCAGUAAAUCUAGAACUAAAGCGUUAUAUAGAAUAGGUCCACAUAAUAAGGAGGUUUUAUCUAUUAUAAUAUGCGGUAUGCUUGCAGACCAAAUUAAGGGUCAAACAUCUCCAAGUGUAAGAUUUAGUAUUGAGCAAGGAAUAAAUAAUACUGCUUAUAUUCAUAGUCUUACCUUAUAUUUUUAUAAAUUAGGUUAUUGUUCUAAUAUCACUCCUCACUUUGUAAAGAAAUCUGAUAAAGACAGUGCAAAAGAGUUGGAAGAUAGGUUUAAUUACAGAUUAACUCUAUAUACUUUUACUUCAUUAUUGUGA
This is a messenger RNA of Bipolaris zeicola 26-R-13, 312 nucleotides long. RefSeq lists its product as uncharacterized. The annotation marks the transcript as partial. The record is from RefSeq and is a predicted model, not a curated record. The transcript is spliced from 2 exons. Lineage: Eukaryota; Fungi; Ascomycota; Dothideomycetes; Pleosporales; Pleosporaceae.